AUGACGGCGGCCCUCCAGGACCUCACCCAGGCGGUCGCGGGCAUCCGCACCUUCCUCGCGAGCCCAUGCGGGCCGCAGCCGCCUGGGCCCUUCGCCACCCCGCCGCCGCCGUGGCAGCCGCCCCCCUCGGCGACCCCUUCGCCUCCGCAGCGCAGCUGCUGCCUGUGGCAGCCGCCACCCGCGGCGCACAUCGGCGCUUCCACCAUGCAGCAACAGCCCUCCGUCGCUCCCACCGUAGCGCUGCCGCACCAGCAGCUGCAGCCGCCGCCGACGACAACCUCGACCCAGGGAGCCCCAACAACGGCUCAGGGGGUGCCCAUCCACCAGGUCCGGUUCCCUCCAUCGCCAUCACCGCUACCGGCCUGGCACGCCAGGUCCCUCGAGCCGGUCUACACAACGGCCUCCGGACAGCCGCACGUGCUGCCCCUGCCAGUGCCGCCCUCGUCCAUCCAGUUCGGCGGGCCCUCGGGCUCCGCCGACCCCUAUGCCGGCGUCGACGGGCCCCUGUUCCAGGGUGGCCCUCUGAUGCCCACCUACUCGGCGCCGUCGUCCUCGCUGCUCCGCACUGAUGAGGUGUACCCCUCUGUCGUCCACGGCCAGACGCCGCAGCGCUUCUCCAAGCUUGAGUUCGCCACCUACGAUGGCACCGUGGACCCCCUGAACUGGCUCAAUCAGCGCAACCAGUUUUUCAGGGGGCAACGCACGCUCGAGUCCGACCGCACCUGGAUCGCCUCCUAUCACCUCCGAGGCGCCGCACAGACAUGGUAUUACGCCCUCAAGCAGGACGAGGGCGGCAUGUCCCCAUGGGAGCGUUUCCGCGAGCUUUGCCUCUUACGCUUCGGGCCGCCGAUACGCGGGAGCCGGCUGGCGGAGCUUGGGCGCCUACCCUUCACCUCUACGGUGCACGACUUGCCAACCGCUUCCAGGCCCUGGCUUGCCACGCGCGCGGCGUGA
Aegilops tauschii subsp. strangulata is the source of this 954-nucleotide messenger RNA. The record is from RefSeq and is a predicted model, not a curated record. Lineage: Eukaryota; Viridiplantae; Streptophyta; Magnoliopsida; Poales; Poaceae.